ACGGGCCAUACAUCAAAACUGUAACAUGAAAGUUAUUAACUGAUAGCAGUCGCUAUCGACGACGUCAAUAUAACGCCGACAUUCCCACCAACUAAUACAAACAUGUUCACUCCCUGGAUCCGAAUCGCUCUCUUCAUAACCGCGGUUCUUGGAGGACUUUUCUUUACAGUUGGAAUUUUUGCACCCGGAUGGGAAAUAACGCACCAGGGAAUGACGUUAAAAGGAAUAUGGUUUAUACUUGCAUGUGGGAAAAAGACUAGCAGUUGUGAAUACCUUACGUACUUAGAAAAAUACAAUCAAGACAAAAGUAGUUCACAUUUUUCCUGGGUAAAUGAGUACGAGUAUAGUACGGCGGUAGGUAACCAGGUUCUCGCCAUUAUCUCCCUCCUGUCGCUGUACCUCGGGCUAUUCCUGGCCCUCGUCGUUACUGGGGUCCAACGUCUGGCUAAUAUCGCGGGCUUCAUAGCCGCACCAUGCUUUCUAACAUCAGCCGCCCUGAUAUGGACACACAUAGGACAAGAGUCUGCUGCUAUUAGUGCCAAGAAUCGAAUCCACUCCCUGGAAGUGAGUCCGGAGCACCAACUGACCCCGUACUCCAUGGUUCUGUGUGGGUUUGGCUCCAUCAUGACAGUGGGCGUGGCCCUAGCGUAUCUCAUUGCGUCUGUUAGAUAUCUUAUGCGAAUUCCAAUUGAAAAAUAUCAACAAUUUUAAUGUAAUUAGUUCAUAGAGUAUAUAGCGCAUGGAUAAUUAUCAGCUUCAUCAAGUCUUCACAAAUAGAAAAAAAAUAUUGUUCAUAAUUUUACAUUUUUAGUCGAUCACUUUUUUCAACUUAGGUAAACAUGUAGACAGUGGAUUUGUACACUAUACAAAGCUUGCAGAAUUGAUACAAAUGUUGCUAGAAUGUACAUGUACGUUAUAUGUUAUGUAUAGAAAAGUACAUUUAUAGGCCCGUGUCGAUAUUUGUUUGUAGUUGUCAAACAUUAUUUCGUUAACAAAUCUGUAUCGGUACUACUCAGCAGUAGGCGCAUAUAUAGUACUAUAUCGUUCAAGUUUUGAAGGAAAUUUGAUAUUUACAAAAUUUGUUGAUAAGCUAUUUUUGAAAAAUCUAUAUCAACCAUGACAACGCAUUGUUUUCUGUGAUUAUCUCUAUCAUCUCCCUUUGUCCUCCUUUCAAACUGCACAAUUCUUUUACUUAUGCUUGGGUACAAAGCUUCCAUGUAAUUUUAUUCUGUCAAUAGGACUAAUAUGAACCGCUUAGAUCAUGCUUAUGUUUAAAAAAAAAAUUGCAUUAUGUAAAAUCAUUUAGCUUUCAUGAAACCAUCUACAAAAUAAAUAUUAUUAUCCAUUUGAACAAUG
Pecten maximus is the source of this 1356-nucleotide messenger RNA. RefSeq lists its product as uncharacterized. The transcript has 3 exons. The coding region runs from base 103 to 711 and encodes 202 amino acids. NCBI's taxonomy places the organism in Eukaryota, Metazoa, Mollusca, Bivalvia, Pectinida, Pectinidae. The record is from RefSeq and is a predicted model, not a curated record.